Messenger RNA from Cuscuta epithymum, 1533 nucleotides. NCBI's taxonomy places the organism in Eukaryota, Viridiplantae, Streptophyta, Magnoliopsida, Solanales, Convolvulaceae. The record is from the annotation of a GenBank genome assembly.
CCUAAACCCACUGUCAACCCUUCCGUCCGAGAUCAACCACAACAUAUUCUUAAGGCUGGAAGGCAGGCAUCUGGUUACAGCCCAGUCUGUCAGCAAAGAGUGGUAUUCCUUCAUGCAACACAUUAAAGCCUUCCACAUUGGGCAGUCCCGACUUCUCAUCCUCUCACGUGGAAAAGAUAUCUAUGAAACAGGAAGUUUUGGGCAUCCCCGACUUCUCAUCCACUCGUGUGGAAAAGAUAUCGAUGAAGCAAAAAGUCUGAAAGUCAGAUCAAUAAGCCUUGAUCUGUGCACUCCAAGCACAACCCAGUUCUCCAAUGAGCCUCAGGUCAGCGCCAUAACAGCUCUCAGUUUUGGUAACAUCCUUGACGUGGAUCAUGAUUUGUCUUCUUGUAAUGGGUUAGUGCUUCUUACGUUUGGAAAACACAUUAUCUUGUGGAACCCACUUAUGAGACGGUCGACCAAAGUUCUUGAGCUUCGAGGGCUCGAUAUGUUUACAUGGACGGAGCUUGGAGGGCUUUGCUACGACCCAUUCUCUAAUGAUUACAAGGUUGUCUUACUGCUUUCCCAUGAGCCUAUCCACAUUAUUGGUGGAGAUCAGUAUGUUAUUGUUUCGGGCCUGAAAAACAAAGGGUGGCGAAAACUGCCCUUCCCAUAUAAAUACGAUACUACGAGAGUAGGUGUCAACUUCAACAAUACUCUCCAUUGGAUAGUAAGAGACAGAAUUACGAGUCCUUCUUUUAGACCAGUCCAUGUUGAUAUGGUGCUUUAUUUCGAUGUGGUCGAUAAUGCUUUCAAACAAUUGCCCACCCCUACACAGACUAACCUAGAAGAGGAAAACUCCAUAGCUGGUACAGGAAUCAUAGAGGGAUGUUUCUGCAUUGGCCAAAGGAAUCAAGAGAGGAAAGCCAUCCAAGUGUCAGUUAUGAAAGAGUAUGGGAACCCAGAGUCUUGGGUCACAAUCUUUGCCAUCCCCAUUUUGGAAUUUAGGCUGCAAUUUAGUUUCUACAACCUCAACUUUUUUUCCCUAGAUAAAAGCAAGACCUUAACCAUUAUGUGCAACGGGUGCAGGACAGUAUAUGUUUAUGAUGUGGAAGAAGACAAAGUAGAAGAGUGGUUCCCUAUACCAGAAGAUAAUUAUGGUGGGGGCAUGGUUCGAAUGUGUUUCUAUGCUCAAAGUUUUGAAUUGCCAUAUGGAGUAAGCUGGGGGGAUGGUGAUCGGGAAAAGUGCAGGAUUUUUUUAUAACAAGUUUUGGAAUAUUUAAUUUGGACCUUGUAUGAUUAAAAGAAUACAUUAGUUGUUGAUUCCAGCGAUAAGCAUUUGAAUAUCAAGAACUGUUACAUAUUAAUUUCAAGAACCUGCUAGCAUUUAUAUUCAAUUGAUGUGAUUAUACUUUGGAAUAUAUCCUAUUUUCCCACAGAAUAGGUUAUAUAGAAUAUGUCAAAUAUCUUUUGACAAUAGUAUAUAGUGAAUAUAUCUUACUGACUUUCAAGUUUAAGCUACAUUGUUCGAACUUCAGAGCAAGUCAAAACUCA